UUGUUCACUAAUUAUGUCUCUAGAGGGAUCUCUACAAUAUUCUGAAUUGAUUCAGCACUGCCAUGUCCAAGUUUACUCUCAUAGCAGGACUGGGACUCCUGCUGUCCCUUCAGCUAGCCUAUUCUACAAAGCUGGUGUGUUACUUCAGUAACUGGUCCCAGUACAGGCCUAGCAAUGGCCGUUUCACCCCAGAGAACGUUGAUCCCUUCCUCUGCACACAUGUCAUUUACGCACUGGCAACCAUCAGCCCAAGCAAUCAGGUUAUUACUAUUGAAUGGAAUGAUGAAGAUAUGUACAAGAAACUAAAUAACCUAAAAAAUGUGAACCCCAGUUUGAAGACACUGCUGUCAAUUGGAGGCACGUACAAUGGGAUCAGCCCGUUUAUUAAUAUGGUGGCCACUCCAGAAAAUCGUAAGGCCUUCAUCGGUUCUGCUCUGCUUUUUCUCCGAGCUCAUGAUUUUGAUGGCCUAGAUCUGGCCUGGGAGUUUCCUGGACAGAAUGGUAGUCCUGCUGAGGACAAGCAAAGGUUUUCUGCACUGGUGCAGGAGUUGAGGCAAGCCAUUAAACAGGAAGCCAUAGACACCAGAAAGACUCAGCUGCUGUUUUCAAUCAAAGCAGGAGCACUUGGGUCCACCAUCAAUGCAGCCUAUGAGGUCCCAGAAAUAACACGUGAAGUAGACUUUAUCAGCAUUAUGACGUAUGACUACCAUGGUUCAUGGGAGAAGGUUACAGGUCACAACAGCCCUCUUUUCAAAAGUUCUCUAGAUCUCGGAACCCACGCCCAACAUAACAUUGAUUCUACUGUGUCUUAUUGGUUGAGCAAAGGAGCUUCACCUGAAAAGCUGCUCAUGGGUUUUCCCACAUAUGGACGCACUUUCCGCCUUACCUCUUCCAUGACAGGCCCUGGCGCACCAACCAAUGGCCCGGCUGAUGCUGGCCCCUACACCCGCGAUGCUGGCUACUGGUCCUAUUAUGAGAUCUGCACUUUUACACCAGCGGCCAAGGUAGAAUGGAUCACUGAGCAAAUCGUUCCAUAUGCCACUCAUGGAACAGCUUGGGUGGGCUAUGACAACCAAGAAAGCUUUGCUGCCAAGGUUCAGUGGCUUACAUCCAUGAAUCUAGGUGGGGCAUCAGUAUGGGCCCUUGACCUUGAUGACUUUGGAGGACAUUUUUGCUCAGAGGGAGACUACCCUCUUGUUAAUCAGCUACGCAAUUCCCUUGGUUUUCCUCCCAAGCCAACCACUACUCGUCCCCCAACAACUACCCCAGACCCUAUUGCCACCUUUUGCUCUGGAAAACCUGAUGGUUUAUACCCAAACCCUGCUGAUACCAACACCUAUUUUCAGUGCUUCCGUGGAAACACCUACUUGCACCGGUGCCAACCAGGUCUGGUCUAUGUUGAUUCCUGCAAAUGUUGCAACUAUCCAUAAGUAGCCAGAAGACCUGAAAUGUCAAAAUAUUCAAUAAAAUCAAAGUAAUUUUUCUCCAAACAA
This is a messenger RNA of Clarias gariepinus (North African catfish), 1493 nucleotides long. RefSeq names its product chitinase, acidic.1 (gene chia.1). Gene Ontology annotation, biological process: carbohydrate metabolic process; chitin catabolic process. The coding region runs from base 63 to 1430 and encodes 455 amino acids. Gene Ontology annotation, molecular function: chitinase activity; chitin binding. Gene Ontology annotation, cellular component: extracellular region. NCBI's taxonomy places the organism in Eukaryota, Metazoa, Chordata, Actinopteri, Siluriformes, Clariidae. The record is from RefSeq and is a predicted model, not a curated record. The transcript is spliced from 11 exons.